Molecule: messenger RNA, 2057 nt
Organism: Penaeus monodon (black tiger shrimp)
Lineage: Eukaryota; Metazoa; Arthropoda; Malacostraca; Decapoda; Penaeidae
Biological process (GO): snRNA transcription by RNA polymerase III; snRNA transcription by RNA polymerase II
Cellular component (GO): snRNA-activating protein complex
Molecular function (GO): bent DNA binding; RNA polymerase II cis-regulatory region sequence-specific DNA binding; RNA polymerase III type 3 promoter sequence-specific DNA binding
Source: RefSeq, a predicted model, not a curated record
GAGCCUUUCAGGAUGGGGUCAUCCCAGCAGGAGCAGAGGAAAAGCUGAAGACAUUAAAGGCUCAAACACAUGAAUUACAUCUACGUGAAACAGUGCCAGAUUACGCACGGCUUCGACACAGGCUGCUGAAGUAUGCCUCCACAGUACGCAUGGUGACAGAUGAAAAUAAUAGUCCUGAGCCAACAACCAUCCCCAGAGAGAAUUGCAAACGUUUAAGAGACAUUGUGCUUAACGUUCGCAUCCAGAGGCCUUACCACAAGAAAACUCACAUGAAAAAAGCAUGCAAUCGAUUUCCAUCACACAGUCAAGAACUACUGGUACUGGGGUCACAGAAGCUGACAGAGCUGCGGGAUGCAAUCAACUGCAUCAAUGACCUGGGUGUCAAUAAGGACCUCUCACUUGAUCCAGAAUUUUCCAUCAUCUCUCAUAUAUGAGGAAUAAUUCUACCAAAUUUCCUUCUGGAUUUUUCUACAUCAAUGGUGUUUUUUAUGAUGACCUUCGCCAAGAGGGAUCAAAAUUUUUACAGUGAAAGCAUUAUUAACUGGCAAAGAAGCACCCAGAAAUUGGUGAGAUGAGAGCAGAAAGCAUGAGUGAGACAACUUUCCUUGACUUGAAGGUGCGUCUAGGCUACCCAUAUGUCUUUCUUCAUCAAGGAAAUUGUGAACACAUUAUCAUCUUCACAGAUAUCAGAUUACACCACCAGAACGACGUUCCAGAUCCCCAACGUUUCCCUCUGUUACGUGGUCAAGCAUCAAAACUUUCAGUCAAGUGUGUCAUCUGUUCUUUAAACUUAGCUAACUGGAUUGUGUUGGAUGAACCCCGACUGCCCAUAGCAGUUGCCCAUGUGUGCCAUCGUUGCCUCAAGAUGUUCUGUUACAACCAUAAGGGUGAAAAGAUAAAUGAUUUCAAAGUCUAUCCCUUUUUCGAUGAAUUUCUGUCACAACAAAAGAAACCCCAUACCACUUGAUUUUUUUUUUCUUUUUUCUUUCUUUCUUUAUUUAUUCAUAUUUUGAUGCUACAAUUGUUUAUUUAUGCUCAUACAUGUAUUUGAAAGAAUGGUCUAUGAUUUCAAAAUAUGAUUAAUAUUAGUUUUGGGGUUUGUUAAUCUUGAAACUGCAAUGUCAUAAAGCAGAGACCACCUAGGUAUGUCUAUAUGAUGAGAGAGAUUUAUUUUAAAUCAGGCAUGCCACAUAUUGCCUCCAUAUGAAACAGAAGCAGACAGCAGAUGAUUCAAUGAUGAAUGGAGAAGUGAAGAGAAAAUAAUAAUGGGAUUAAAGUUACCACCCUAUGACAUACAGUUAGCAGGCCCUCUGCCACCCUCCAUUGCAUACCCUUAAGAAGGUAAAUGAGACAAACUAAUUGUGAAGAUGUCAGGUUAAGAAACAAAUUAAAUUCAGACUGAAGUAGCAGAGUUCAACAAUGAAACAAAUUUGCUUACUACUUGGAUAUAACCUAUGUAUGAAAAGAAAGAGUAAUAGAUUGUUUCCUUUUCUUUCUAAAGAUUAAAUUCUUAGCAACAUGUUUCCUUCUCAGUAUUCUUCUUUGAAAGAUAAAAUGCAUGGAUUUAUGUUUUUUUUUGUUUUUGUUUUUCCCAUCAGUAUAUAUCAAAAUAUUUCUUAUUCAUGUUGAGGUGAAGAUUAUAAAGGAAUAGCUUUUAAGUGGCUACAAUACACCAGGAGCUUGAACUGUUGUUGUUGUUGUUGUUUUUGUUUUGUUUUGUUUUUUGUUUUUUUACAGAUCAAAUCCUGGUGAUAUGGAGGCAUGCUUUUCUCGAAAGAUGUGUUUCAUUCUUGAGCCAGUGUCUAUUAUUUGUUGUGAAUGCCUUGAAGAAACCAUCUACAAAAUGAAAUAAGGGAAGCUUAAUUUUGCUAAAAGACAGAAUAAUUUUGUUAAUAUUUCAAGAUUUAGUAUAAAGCUACAUGUGUUAUCAAAUUUUGAAUCCAUAAACUGUUUUCUUUAUUCUUUCAUUAUGACAUGUAAUUUUUUUUUCAUACUCAGUAUUUUUUGUUUCAAAUAAAAUAGAAAAGAUUAUAAAACCAAGUUUCCUUUUUUUUCUU